AUGAGGAAAAGUUCGGCUUUUUCAAAGCCUGAUCGAACAACAUUUAGGAUUCUGUUUAAGCGUUAUGUUUCAGCUCAUCUUGUCAAAGAAGCUAUUGAUACUUUUAAUAGAAUGGAAGAAUUUAAUUUGAAAGAUGAAGGUUCCUUUUCGAAUUUGAUUGAUGCCUUGUGUGAAUAUAAGCAUGUGAUAGAAGCUGAAGAAUUGUGCUUUGGAAAGAAUGGAGAUUGUGCUGAAGUGCUAAACUACAAAUUGGAUACGAAAAUAUACAACAUUAUUCUUCGCGGGUGGUUUAAGAUUGGGUGGUGGAGGAAAUGUAGGGAGUUUUGGGAAGAAAUGGAUAAAAGGGGUAUUCCAAAAGACUUGCAUUCUUAUUCUAUAUAUAUGGAUAUACAAUGCAAGAGUGGGAAGCCUUGGAGGGCAGUGAAAUUGUUCAAGGAGAUGAAAAGGAAGGGGGUUAAGUUGGAUGUAGUGGCGUAUAACACACUUGUUCGGGCUAUUGGGAUUUCAGAAGGGGUAGAUGUAUCACUUAAGCUUUACCGAGAGAUGAUUGAAUUAGGUUUUCGACCAAAUAUAGUGACUUAUAACACAAUUUUGAAGCUUUUGUGUGAAAAUGGGAGGUACAAGGAUGCGCAUAAAUUUUUCAAUGAGAUGUUAAACAAGGGUUGUGAACCAAAUGUAAGAACGUAUAAUUGCUUUUUUGGAUGUCUUCAAAAGCCUGGAGAGAUUCUAAAGUUGUUUGAUAGGAUGAUUGGAACUGGAGUUCAGCCAACAAUGGAAACAUAUGUCAUGCUUAUGAGGAAGUUUGGGAGGUGGGGUUUUCUACGACCUGUUUUACUUGUCUGGAAGAAGAUGGAAGAGCAUGGAGUGAGUCCAAAUGAAUUUGCUUACAAUGCUUUGAUUGAUAUUUUGGUGCAAAAGGGUAUGGUUGAUAUGGCACGUAAGUAUGAUGAGGAAAUGAUGGCUAAAGGGUUAUCUGCUAAGCCCAGGGUAGAACUUGGGACCAAGCUGAUAAGUGGUGGACCUGAAGAUGGUUGA
Molecule: messenger RNA, 1035 nt
Organism: Coffea arabica (coffee)
Lineage: Eukaryota; Viridiplantae; Streptophyta; Magnoliopsida; Gentianales; Rubiaceae
Source: RefSeq, a predicted model, not a curated record